GCAGCGUCGUUGCAUUGGAUAUCUCGAACUCCCACUCAAGCACCAGAGGUGUACGGAGAUUGGGUGAGAAUUUUUUGGGCUCCGUCAUGUUAUGUAAGUUGGUGUGGUUAGCGUAUUCGUUGAUCAGCCAUCUUUGAUCAGUCAUGAACACAUAACCGCAGGUGAGAGAAGCAUCGCUAUCGACGUUGGGAUUACUGUAGAAGAACUCGAUUUCACUCUUCCGUGGCGGGAUCACGUUCUGGCAGCAGUUCAUACCUUCGCAGGUGGAUGAGACUGCGCAGAUGGGGUUGCAUUCGCCGUUGGAAGGGAGCAGCGAAACGACGUUCUGGCAGCCGACGACGACCAAUCUGUUGUAGACGCUGGAGAAGGUGGCUACAUAAAAUGCAGCCAUGGGCUGUGCCAGCUGCAGCAACUUCCUAUCUUUAGAGCAGUUGAGAGGAGAGACGGACUGCAUCGCCUUAACUGUUUUGGUGGCCAACGAGAUAUCUACUAACUCUUCGAACCCUAUUUGCUCCAUAAAAAAUGGUCUCGGGGGAUUGAAGCUUUCGUUGCAGAUGAUCGUGAAAGCUGCAUUAGCGCUGCAGUUCAUUCCGAUGCCAAAAGGAUAUGGAACGACGACGUUUCCACAUUUUUCCAGGCAGCCCGGCUUCGACAGAGACGUGCCUUGCGCUGCCGCCGCUGUUGCUAGGUGGAUGAAGAGCGCGGUGAUCAGGAAUAACGGUUGAUCUUCCUUUUGAGAAAGUGACAUCAAAUAAAUCUUCCAUCAAAGACAAACUGACUGUCUCCAUGGAGUAGAUAAGUAAUUAUACAUAAUCAUAAUAUGAGUGUUUGACUGAGUGUUAAUAACAUCAUAAUAGAUCACUCCGGAGAAUGAGUUUUUUAUGCACAACUAGUGUCUAGUAGUAGUAUAUCAGAACAGAGCAUUUUAAAAUUUCUAUUUUCUCCUCUGUUUUGCAGUUUGGGCUUUCUAAUUCUGAUACCCAAAAAUUGGUGUUAGUCAUUUGUAAUUAUUUUCACAUUAUUAGUGAAAUUUCCUCCUAUGGCCAUCGACAUAGGUCACAUU
This is a messenger RNA of Salvia hispanica, 1063 nucleotides long. The record is from RefSeq and is a predicted model, not a curated record. Lineage: Eukaryota; Viridiplantae; Streptophyta; Magnoliopsida; Lamiales; Lamiaceae.